UCAUUCAACCCUUACUCCAAUAGCAAGAAGACAUAAUGGGUAGGCUGCUCUUGGAGAAAUUCCACCAGAAAACACAGCAGUCCAUGAAAGCCACCUUCUUGGUUCAAUAAUUCAACACUACUUUUCAAACCCAACUCAUAUUUCAGUCCAUCUUUGCUCAUCUUUCACCCCCUCCAUCAUGGAGAAGUCCUCAAGUGAGAUGAGCUUGGAUGAGUGGGAAGUCCUCUCAGAUGAUGGGUUUCUUGACCUUCACCACCAUGAGGAUGGUGGCAGGAGAGUGCUUUCAAAGGAGACAGCAGGUUUUGAUCCCAAGGGUGUGCUGGACAUGAAUUAUUUCAUAUGCCCAUCUCCCCCUCCUCGCCAUAUGUUUGAGUCCUCCAAGAAAUCCAGUGAUUCAAAGGGUGUGAAUCAGCUCGUUCCAGUCCCAAUCAAAUUGGAGCCACCGAUAGGAAAUAACCAAAAUCAUGAAUUCGUCAAAGAAAUUCUGGAUAUUCCAGUUGUAGAGUUCAGUAUCAUACCUGCAGCAGUGUCAGAGAAGAUCAAAGCUCCAAUCUUGGGACCCAAGACAGCAGAUCAAGACACCGUCUCUCAAGUCUUCUUCAAGAAAAUGAAGGAGCAUGAAUUCGUCGACAUGAAAUUGGACUCACCAAAGUCCAGCACCAAAGGAAGCAGGCUUCAAACUGAGGUUGGCUCGACUCAGUUUGAGAAGGAAGAGGCCUGCGAAGGGGAGUCAACAGAGCAUAAGGCUUCUGGUAAAGUGGUAACUGAGGAAGAGAAAGAGAAGAAGGACAAUUUCUUGGAUCCGGAGAUCAAAAACGACAACAAUUGGGAAGAUAGUGCCGGUGGUCUUUGCAUUUGGAAGUGGAGACUAACUGGAAUCGGUGCUCUUUGCUCUAUAGGUGUAACUGCUGCCACUAUUUGCAUUUUCAUCUUUGGAAGCCAGCAGAGGUACAAACACCAUCACCAGAACCAGAAGUUCAGAUUUCAGAUCUACACCGAUGACAAGAGCAUCAAACAAGUGGUCAGUAAUGCAAGUAGAUUGAAUCACGCACUUUAUGCAGUUAGAGGUGUUCCAUUGGCCAGAGCUCACAUAUCCUUUGGAGGUUACUAUGAUGGCCUUUAAGGAGCCACAGUUCAUGGGCAUCAUCCAUCCAUCCUGAUAUUACAGUAAUAGUGUUUCUUUUCUAUGUUAAUUGUAACAGAUCCAGAUAGGAUCUUCACAUUUGUACAUAGUGAUAUGGUAGGAUGCAUGUAUGGAUACUCAAAGGAAGUAUGUUUCCUUCAUCAAUUCUGAUUGAAGUGGCCUUUCUAUGUUCAUUGAACUUUAUGUCA
Nelumbo nucifera (sacred lotus) is the source of this 1332-nucleotide messenger RNA. RefSeq lists its product as uncharacterized. NCBI's taxonomy places the organism in Eukaryota, Viridiplantae, Streptophyta, Magnoliopsida, Proteales, Nelumbonaceae. The record is from RefSeq and is a predicted model, not a curated record.